Paramecium sonneborni is the source of this 1278-nucleotide messenger RNA. Lineage: Eukaryota; Ciliophora; Oligohymenophorea; Peniculida; Parameciidae. The record is from the annotation of a GenBank genome assembly.
AUGACUUCUUAUAGAGAUUAAGCCUUUGGAAUAAAUUCAAGGCCUUCAAAUGACCCAAUAAGAUUUCCAUAAACUAUAACAGGUGAUAUAUAUACAAAUUUGCCAUAAAAACCAUUAGCCAAUGAAUAGACUUCAGGAUUGCCAUUUUAAUUUGGUUCUGCUCCUGCUAGAGCAUAUGCUUAAGAAGUAAUUUGAAUAAUAAUAUAUUAGCUUUAAUUAUCUCCAGAUAUAUAAGUACUAGCGAGAUAAUAACAAAUGUAAUAACAUCCAACUGCAAUGCCGGUAUAAUAAAAAGUGAUCUAACCUUCGCCUUUAUAUUAAGAAAUCUAACAUUUUGAUAAACCAGUUAAAGUUGUUUCAAGAAAUGAUAUAGAAGAACCAUGGAGAAGUAAUAAUUUUAUUAAAUUGAAGAUAAGUGCUAAUUUUUGGAGAGACAAAUUUAUGAUUUACAACAAGAAAACUUAAGGUUGAGAUAAUAGAAUAUAGCAUCAGAAAAAGUUACAUAUUUUGAAGAUACUGGAAGAGUUAACUAAUUAAUGUAAGAAAUAGAUAGAUUAAAUAAAACUAUAUUGGAUUUAAACUCAGAAAUAGAAUAAUGGAGAUAAAGAUAUUAAAGUUUAGAAGCAUAACUAAAAACAAGAUAAAAUGUAGAAAUGGAAAUUGAAAGAAUGAGAAGAUCAGUUUAAGAUAAUGAAAAUAUUAUGCAUGUAGAAAUGAAUAGAUUAAGAGAGCAAUUAGAUGAAUGGUAAAAAAGAUGUUAAUCACUUGAAUCUUAAAGCUAAGAUGCUUAAACUUAUUUAGCUAAGUCAAGAACACAUGAACAAUAAAUAUGUAAAUAUUGAAAUCGUUAUAUUUUAGUUAAUUUAUAAGCUGAUUUGAAAAAACUAGAAAUAACACUUAAGUCUAAAUAAGAUGAUUAUGAUGCUUUAUAAUAGAAAUUUAAUAGACUUGAAAGAGUGGUUAGAGAUAGUGAAUACUAAUCCUAAGAGAUGGCUAAGUAUUUAUGUUUAAUAUCUUUUUAGUCUUAGAAAAAUUAUUGAUGAUCGAAAUAAAGAGAUUGAUGUUUUAAGAAGAUAAAAUCCAUCAUAAUUUGGAAAUCAAAAUAAUAAGGAUUAGGAAGGGAAGUUGGCUCUUUUUUAGGGAGAAUGUGAAAGGCUUAACUAAUUAUUAAAUCACAAAGAACAAGAAUUGUAACUAUACAGAGAUUAGCUUAAGAGAUAAUCCCACUAUAGUAACAAAUAAUGAAAUCUAUUUUAUUUUGAUAAAAACCAAACUAAC